Messenger RNA from Toxoplasma gondii ME49, 2286 nucleotides. Its product is annotated as U1 zinc finger protein. The record is from RefSeq and is a predicted model, not a curated record. Gene Ontology annotation, biological process: mRNA splicing, via spliceosome; spliceosomal snRNP assembly; mRNA 5'-splice site recognition. Gene Ontology annotation, molecular function: zinc ion binding; pre-mRNA 5'-splice site binding. The transcript is spliced from 4 exons. NCBI's taxonomy places the organism in Eukaryota, Apicomplexa, Conoidasida, Eucoccidiorida, Sarcocystidae. The coding region runs from base 1173 to 1820 and encodes 215 amino acids. Gene Ontology annotation, cellular component: U1 snRNP; nucleus.
UUUUGACGCGCGGCGCCGCUCGCGAAGCCCCUGAGUUUCAGCGAGAGUCGACUUUUCGCCUGAGAGAAAAAGGACCUUUCCUGUUUCAUCGGCCUCUUAAAACGAAACGCGGCGACGCUCGGGGGUGGACGGCCAACACCCGAAUCGAGAAGAGAGGAAGAGGGAGCGGCAAAUCGCUUCAGUUUCAUUUUGUUUUUUGCGUGCGUUGCUGCGACUCCCCAGGUGCUCCCCGUUGUCUUUUCUCUGCAUCUACAGGCUCGCUCACGAAGGCGAAAGAACUUUUUUUCCUGGCCUUCGCUGCGUGGCGCGUCGCGCGUUCUGGGCCGUUUUUUCAACUAAAGAGCAACCCACUCUAACACACUCUCUUUUUCUUUCUCUGUCCGAGGGUCCCAGCUGCUCCGACUGCCGCGCACCGUCAACAGCUUCUCCAAACAUCUGUUCUCUUCUCGCAGUUUCCUUCCUCCGAGGCGUCUCUCGCCUUGCCACUCACGCGGUCAAGCCGAAAGCGCCAUCGCUCUCCUCUCUGUCUCCUCUCUGUCUCCUCUCCGUCUCCUCUCUCGCGCUUCUCUCUCUCUCUUUGUGGCUUCGCUCUCGGCGCUGCAGAGUCUCUCGGUCCGCUUGCUUUCGUCUGCUCUUCUUUCUUCGCGGUCUCCUCGACUGCGUCUCUCAGGAAAUCUGCAGUCGCUGCUCUUUUUCAGCUGUCUUCCAGCUUCCCUCCUCCUGCAGGCUGCGUCUCCUCUCCUCUCAAGACAAGACCGUCACCUUCGUUGUCCGUGGGGACGUCGUCUUCCUUUCUCGGUUUGCGCGUUUUUUCGGCAGAGUUCGACUCCCCCAGUGGGGCGCUCUUUCAAAUCUCGCUCUCUCUCUUCUCGAGCAAGUUCGCCGUCUCUGGCGUCUCUGUGCGUUUUGUCGCGCCUGCCUCUUCUCUCGUCUGCGUCUGCAUCUCGCACUGGGGGGCCGGAAGGCAAGCGUCGCCGAAGGCGGCUCCACAAGUUUCCAGAGCGAAGGCGCCUUCGCGAAUCUCGGCGCAGCCGUCGGAAGGCGCUCUCCCUUCUCGCCGGAGAGCGUCGCGCGAGGAGCAGAGAGCAGAAGUUUUCGCAGAAGGUGUGGUGACCUUUCUUGCGCUGAGACAGCAGACCGCACUGAAACAGGCGAAGAGACUGGAUGACAAGAUGCCGAAGUACUACUGCGAAUACUGCGACAUCUACCUCACUCACUCGUCCCCUGCUGGACGGCGGCAGCAUGCGACUGGGCGCAAACACAUCAACCAGAAAAUCGAGUACUUCCAAAAUCUGAUUCGCGAGCCCGACUUCAUGCCGCCUCAGCAACUGGACUCGACCGUCGUCCAGCGAGCAGUGCAAGCGGCAGGCUCCGGACCUAUGCCGAUGGGUCCUACAGGCGGUCCAGGCUUUCAGCGGGGCUUCGGCGGCCGCGGGGGCUUCGCUGGUCGCGGCGGCUUCGCUGGUCGCGGCGGCAUGGACGGCGGCCGAGGAGGCGGCAGAGGUGGAUUUCCUCCCAUUGGCAUGUCGAUCGGACCUGGCGGCGGACCUCCAGGGGGGGGCAGGAGCGGCUCGAUGUGUGGCUCGCAUCAUCCGCAAGACAUCCGCAGUGGGGGCGCUCCGGGCCCCAAUUCGAACCACUUUCAGAGACCCAUGGGCCCGAUGGGCUUCCGCGGGCCCAUGGGCCCUGGGGGCCCCGGGCCACUUGGCCCCGGGGGCCUGCGCGGCCCGGGCGGGCCACCCGGGAACCACUUCGGGCCUCCAGGCGACGAUGUGGGGCCGCGGAGAAACAUGAGUGGCUUUGAUCGAGAGCGCAGAUAGAGCAGAAAGUGCAGCAGCUGUGGCUGUCGUAGAAAGGUCCCGCUUGUCUGUUUGCUGUCUCGUUGUUGCGGUCCGCGGAACAUGUGGAAGGAGGCCGCUUUAUUGCCGCCCUCUCGCUUGUCUGGCUUCUCACCUCUGCAAAGAGUGCUGUCGCUUUUGUGAUUUCGUUUGUUCUCCUUUCGUCUCUUCUCCAAACACACUAAAAAGCGUUCGAUGGUUCCGACUCAGAUAGCGGCCGAGAGGCCCUUCUCCCAGUUUUUUCGAAAGAUUUGCUCGGAAAGGAGAACGGGGUGGAAACUCCUGAGAACGGAAGGCGUUUCCCAGCUAGGAAGAAAAUCAACUCUCUUCCUUCUGGGAAUGCAAAGAGUAAAAGCGCUCUCCUGGAGACUCCAGUCACGUCACAGAAUGAAGAGACAGACAGCAACGCACUGCGGCCGUUACUCCCGAGGCUUGGCUUGCGCAGCCA